This is a messenger RNA of Schistocerca serialis cubense, 3858 nucleotides long. RefSeq names its product probable glutamate receptor. Bases 2020 to 3345 code for a protein of 441 amino acids. The transcript is spliced from 8 exons. NCBI's taxonomy places the organism in Eukaryota, Metazoa, Arthropoda, Insecta, Orthoptera, Acrididae. Gene Ontology annotation, cellular component: membrane. Gene Ontology annotation, molecular function: glutamate-gated receptor activity. The record is from RefSeq and is a predicted model, not a curated record.
GAUCAGAGGAAGGGGGAGGAAGAUAUGGUCAGAGAGAGAGGGUAGGAGGAGAUAGACAGAUGCAGUAUGAGGUAGACAGACAGAGGGAGAGAGAGGUGAACACCCAGAGGGAGAGUAGAUGGUGUGUUCAAUAUAUGACUCAAACACACAUAUGCGUGAAGCUGUGGGGAAAAGACUAGUUAACGUAUAAGGUAAUCUACAAGUAAUUCAGGUAAUUAUCAGUGAGAGUAGAUUGAGUAGGUCAUCAAUAGUCAUAACUUGUUGUUAGUGUGCGUUACGUUGGUAACCUACAGUAACCUACUUGAGGGAUUAGCUCUCUUUGAAUGCAUAGAAAAUAGGUGAAUCUCGUGAUUUUUUCCAGGUAAAAUUAAAUGCAGUGCUAGAUUUGAUGAUAUGGUUUUAUUCCUUACACGUUUGUCUUUAAGAAAUCGUUUUUGUGUCCACAUCGGCAUACGCAGGAUAACUGAAAAAUAUUAAGUUCUAAUAAAAUGAUGUCGUGUUGAAACAGCUGUCGUUUUCAUCGCCCACAAAAUUGAUACAAAAGUUCCACAGAAAAUAGCAUUCUGAAGGCAUCACAGAAGAACUAGGUAUAUGGAAGAGAAUUCAGUUUAGAAUGCCGGCAUCAAAUUCCAGUCAAUUUCGUAUGUGUCGUUCUCAAGUUAUGUUUUCUGACAAUUUGAAAAAAUAGAGUUUCAAGAAUAACAUAUUUAAAGUUUUCAUUUACAUUUUUUUAGUUAAUUUAUACACACAUCUAACAGCGACCCCUAGACCAUGUAGCAGUCCUUCCAGAUUCAAAAGGAGGUCCUGCUCCACCUUCUUCAUGGCCGCAGUGGUCCUUUACAUUUUUUGUAGUUAAUUUAUACAUACGUCUAGCAGCGAUACUUGGACCAUACAGCAGUCCUUCCAGAUUCAAAAGGAGGUCCUUCUCCACCUUCUUUGUGGCCACAGUGGUCCUGCGGACCGUUUUGGCAGCUUAUGUCAUCCGCUGCUCUGCUCACUCGAUUCGCUCUUGUCCUCUUUUUGUGCUCUUUUUGUGCACAGGUUGUAACGGGCUUGAGCCGGCCGAAGUGGCCGUGCGGUUAAAGGCGCUGCAGUCUGGAACCGCAAGACCGCUACGGUCGCAGGUUCGAAUCCUGCCUCGGGCAUAGAUGUUUGUGAUGUCCUUAGGUUAGUUAGGUUUAACUAGUUCUAAGUUCUAGGGGACUAAUGACCUCAGCAGUUGCGUCCCAUAGUGCUCAGAGCCAUUUGAACCAUUUGUAACAGGCUUGUCCUAUCUCAAGUUCGAGCGCGUUGAUAAUUCCCAUAAUGCCUGUUUGAGCGUCAUUGAAAUUACAUGUCGACUGUUUUUUUUCCCGCUGUGAAUGGGUUUCGGAGACGUCUUUUCACAAAUCUCUUUGUAACUCGAUAACGGAGUUCCUGGCGAACUUGAGAUGAACACUGCCACUGCAAUAAAGUAGACAUCCCAGAGCACAUUUUGAACGAAAGAAAAAACAAAAGGUUGAAAUGUCCAAUCAACCGACGUCAACUGCUCUCAAACAAUCACGAUACUUUGGGUUACUCUAGGAGGUGUCUGCUGUAUCACGAGUAAAGCUCCGGCAUUAUUUUUCGCCUGUCGAUCAGCGUUACUGCUCGCGUCCACGCUUUCUCAAGGUAUGCGAUUUACUUACAGCGCCCUCGUUCCGAGGCACGUGCUACUUGGUGCGGACACUGAAGCUGCUGCACGGAUCAGGGUUGGCGGCAGCAGUGGCGGCCGACGCCAGUGGCCUGUCUUGCAGGGUGGGCGGCACGCUGGCGGUCGUCAUCAAUGCCCACCAAAACACCGUGGCAGCUAUCCGCCAGAUAACAGCACGUGGAGAACUUUGCGGAUCUCGAUGGAUUUUCUUCGACGACAACGCCGAGGACAUCCUCGAACAAUUUCGGCACAUUUACAUUCCGUUCAACUGCAUUUUUCGUGUGGUACAUCGCGUAGGCAGUGAAUUCCGAAUCACGGAACUUUACAAUAUAGACAGCACAUACUCAAUGCAGACAUACGAUUAUGGAAUCUGGGACAGUAAAAACAGACUUCAGGUUGCUCCCGGGAACUUGUACAGCAGGAGACGCUCCCUACACGGUCGACGUUUCUCGGCUGUUUCGUAUGCGUCUGUCAACAACGUACUGGGAGAGUACUUGUUGAAUACACUGAUGGAUGCCAUGAACAGCACGUAUGAAGUUGCAACGUUUACAGGACUCGUACCAGGAAAUCAGAAAAAGGAUAAAAGCUGGACGGGUUUGAUCGGCUUGCUGCAGCAGGGUAGCGCGGAGAUUAUAACCGAUUUGCUGACUGUAACGGCUUCGAGGAUGAAUGCAGUCGACUUUUCCUCACCAGCCAUUACAGACAAUUUUGGCCUCUUUAUCAAAGAUGAAGUUUAUACUGAUGCCAACCGGUGGAGUUUUGCGUCCCCUUUCGAAACGAAUCUGUGGUUGGCAGUAAUAGGAACAGUCUUGUUGUAUAUGAUCUGCGUGACAGUCAUGUAUUAUGCGUCUAAUGACAAUAAUCCCCAUAGUUCUGCGAAAGAAAUUCGCAUGGGAAUAUAUGCAGCGUUUUGUCUGAGAGGUUACAACGUGCAUCUGGAACGGUGGUCUCUUCGCCUCGUCUACAUGUCGGCUUUCGUCACAGCCGUAAUCCUCAACGCCGCUUACUGCGCCAGAGUUGUCUCUCACCUGGCCAAUUCGAACAGAUCUCUGCCUUUCACAAAUCUGGAAGAGGCGUACGCUUCUGGCUACGAGAUACAAGUCGUGCCCGGAACAUCUGCUGCUGAGACGUUUCAGUAUGCAUCAGAGGGAAUCCUACAAACCAUUAACAACGAGAUGAUUCAGCCAAAAUAUUUUUAUCUUCCCGUCACCAUUAACGAAGGGCUGUUGCACAUGUGCAACUGGAAGAAGACUUGUUUUGUGUCAGAGAGGAAUUCCGUACGGUGCUCGCAGCAACACCCUUGUGACGCCAUUGAAAUUUCAGUCUCGAUGUCAUCCGUCUAUUUGGGCUUUGCACUCAGAAAACAGAGCCCUUUCACACGUAUCAUCAGUUACAAAAUGGAGAAACUGCGAACGAGCGGUAUUCUGAAGAGACUUAAAUCGACGUCUUGUAAUCCAGCGCAGCCAGAUCAGGGCAGUAAUUUCAAACGAGUGCAGUUCAAAAACGCAGCACCUCUGUUAGCAAUAAUGUUCUUUGCUAUUAUUGUUUCAUUUGUACUGGUGCUAUGGGAAAGAGUAUUAUUCCGGUACACUCACAAAACACAUCAUACCUCCCACCGUAAGUUCAAAAAAUGCAGGAAGAGGGUCACACAUAUGCCUAAGUAUUUACCGUAGUCAAGGAAACUUUGAUCAUUGGCAGUGUAGUUCAUAUCAUGAGGGUAAACAUGGUUCUUUUCUUUUUGCUUGCUACCAACUACUUUCUAAGAUCUCCCUUGUUCCCACUUCUUUCUCACUAUACUCCCUUUCUCAGGAACGAUCUAUAUAUAUAUCGUUCCUGAGCCCAAUAACGCCAGACCCACGAACCACAUUCUUCACCGUCUAACUCCUCUUCUUUGCCUUGCAUAAACGACUGUCAAUUUUUCUAAUCCAUACAGUCAAAAUCAAGUUUAUAUAAAUUAAUUUAAAUUGUUAUGCAUGAUUUGGAGUAAUUCAAAUAACUUUCUUUCACAUUAAUGCUAUUGUUUUUAAGAAACAUUUAUUUUCAAAGUGUUCAUUUAAUUAACUAUUGUUUCCAAAUUGCAAUUCAUAGAUAUGUGUAAAUGUUGGCUAGUUUUACACAUUUUUGAGCUUAAUAAAGCACUCUUAAUUUUCAAUUCCUGCAGUAAUCCUUAUAUAUAAUUCAAAUUU